Messenger RNA from Sciurus carolinensis (gray squirrel), 3396 nucleotides. It is a transcript of the gene Kcnn3, whose product is annotated as potassium calcium-activated channel subfamily N member 3. NCBI's taxonomy places the organism in Eukaryota, Metazoa, Chordata, Mammalia, Rodentia, Sciuridae. Gene Ontology annotation, biological process: potassium ion transmembrane transport. Bases 307 to 2517 code for a protein of 736 amino acids. Gene Ontology annotation, molecular function: small conductance calcium-activated potassium channel activity; calmodulin binding. The record is from RefSeq and is a predicted model, not a curated record. Gene Ontology annotation, cellular component: neuronal cell body; neuron projection; plasma membrane. The transcript is spliced from 9 exons.
GAAGCUGAGCCUGGCCUCACACGCUCCUAGAGGACCAUCUCCUGAGCUAGAGUUCUUUUCCCCGCUUCUUCCUUCUCCAAGCUCCCCUCCUGCCCUUCCUCACUGCCCAAUACAAUGCAUUCUUGAGAGGCAGCAUCUGGACUCCAGGCAGCCCCAGAGAACCGAAGCAAGCCAAAGAGAGAGGACUGGAGCCAAGACACUCUGGUGGGGGAGCUUGGAUGCCUGGCUUUCUUUGAGGACAUCUUUGGAGCGAGGGUGGCUUUGGGGUGGGGGGUUGUGCUGCAGGGAAUCCAGCCAGGCCCCAAGAUGGACACUUCUGGGCACUUCCAUGAUUCGGGGGUGGGGGACCUGGAUGAAGACCCCAAGUGCCCCUGUCCAUCCUCUGGGGAUGAGCAGCAGCAGCAGCAACAGCAACAGCCACCGCCGCCAGCGCCACCAGCAGCCCCCCAGCAGCCCCCAGGACCCUCGUUGCAGCCUCAGCCUCAGCCUCCGCAGAUUCAGCAGCAGCAGCAGCAGCCACCGCAUCCCCUGUCUCAGCUCGCCCAACUCCAGAGCCAGCUUGUCCACCCCGGCCUGCUGCACUCCCCUCCCACUGCUUUCAGGGCCCCCACUUCGUCCAACUCCACCGCCAUCCUCCACCCUUCCUCCAGGCAAGGCAGCCAGCUCAAUCUCAAUGACCACUUGCUUGGCCACUCUCCAAGUUCCACAGCCACAAGUGGGCCUGGAGGAGGUAGCCGGCACCGGCAGGCCAGCCCCCUGGUGCACCGGCGGGACAGCAACCCCUUCACGGAGAUCGCCAUGAGCUCCUGCAAGUACAGCGGUGGGGUCAUGAAGCCCCUCAGCCGCCUCAGCGCCUCCCGGAGGAACCUCAUUGAGGCCGAGCCUGAGGGCCAACCCCUCCAGCUCUUCAGCCCCAGCAACCCCCCGGAGAUCGUCAUCUCCUCCCGGGAGGACAAUCAUGCCCACCAGACCCUGCUCCAUCACCCCAACGCUACCCACAACCACCAGCAUGCCGGCACCACUGCCAGCGGCACCACCUUCCCCAAAGCCAACAAGAGGAAAAACCAAAACAUUGGCUAUAAGCUGGGACACAGGAGGGCCCUGUUUGAAAAGAGAAAGCGACUGAGUGACUAUGCUCUGAUUUUUGGGAUGUUUGGAAUUGUUGUUAUGGUGAUAGAGACCGAGCUGUCUUGGGGUUUGUACUCAAAGGAUUCCAUGUUUUCGUUGGCCCUGAAAUGCCUUAUCAGUCUAUCCACCAUCAUCCUGCUGGGGUUGAUCAUCGCCUAUCACACACGGGAAGUCCAGCUCUUCGUGAUCGACAAUGGCGCGGAUGACUGGCGGAUAGCCAUGACCUACGAGCGCAUCCUCUACAUCAGCCUGGAGAUGUUGGUGUGCGCCAUCCACCCCAUCCCCGGCGAAUACAAAUUCUUCUGGACCGCGCGCCUGGCCUUCUCCUACACACCUUCGCGGGCGGAGGCCGACGUGGACAUUAUCCUGUCCAUCCCCAUGUUCCUGCGCCUGUACCUGAUCGCCCGUGUCAUGCUGCUGCACAGCAAGCUCUUCACCGAUGCCUCUUCCCGCAGCAUCGGGGCCCUCAACAAGAUCAACUUUAACACCCGCUUUGUCAUGAAGACCCUCAUGACCAUCUGCCCCGGCACUGUGCUGCUGGUGUUCAGUAUCUCCCUGUGGAUCAUCGCGGCUUGGACCGUUCGCGUCUGCGAAAGUCCUGAAUCACCAGCCCGGCUUUCUCGCUCAUCACUUCCUGCUUGGUACCAUGACCAGCAGGACGUAACUAGUAACUUUCUGGGUGCCAUGUGGCUCAUCUCCAUCACAUUCCUUUCCAUUGGUUAUGGGGACAUGGUGCCCCACACUUACUGUGGGAAAGGUGUCUGUCUUCUUACUGGCAUCAUGGGUGCAGGCUGCACUGCUCUCGUGGUGGCUGUGGUGGCUCGAAAGCUGGAACUCACCAAAGCAGAGAAACACGUUCACAACUUCAUGAUGGAUACUCAGCUAACCAAACGGAUCAAGAAUGCUGCAGCCAAUGUCCUUCGGGAAACGUGGCUAAUCUAUAAACACACAAAGCUGCUAAAGAAGAUUGACCACGCCAAAGUCAGGAAACACCAGAGGAAAUUCCUCCAAGCUAUCCACCAACUGAGGAGUGUCAAGAUGGAGCAGAGAAAGCUGAGUGACCAAGCCAACACCCUGGUGGACCUUUCCAAGAUGCAGAAUGUUAUGUAUGACUUAAUCACGGAACUCAAUGAUCGGAGCGAAGACCUGGAGAAGCAGAUUGGCAGCCUGGAGUCUAAGCUGGAGCAUCUCACAGCCAGCUUCAAUUCCCUGCCCCUGCUCAUCGCAGAUACCCUGCGCCAGCAGCAGCAGCAGCUCCUGACUGCCAUCCUGGAGGCCCGGGGCGUCAGCGUGGCAGUGGGUACCACCCACGCCCCACUCUCCGACAGCCCAAUCGGGGUCAGCUCCACCUCCUUCCCAACCCCGUACACAAGUUCAAGCAGUUGCUAAAUAAAACUCCCCACUCCAGAAGCGUUACCCAUAGGUCUUAAGAUGCAAAUCAACUCUGUCCUGGUCGCUUUGCCAUCAUGGAACUUUGAGACCAGGGAACGGAAAGAAGAGAGACCGAGCUAAUUAGCUAACUCACAUUCACUCGGCGUGCUUGGUUCGAUAUGCCUUGAAACCAGAAAUCUAAUCUCUGUUUAGGUGCCUCUACUUGGGAGCGGGAAGAGGAGAUGACAGGAAGCGACGCCUCUGGCAGGGCCCUUGCUGCAGAGUUGGUGGAGAACAGAAUCCACGCUCAAUCUCAGGUCUUCACGUGGGGGGUGGGGAGGGGCAGAUGCACUGAAGCAGCAACGGUGGAGCCAGUUCAGAAGAGGGGCCCCCUGGGAGUCGGGUGGUGUCAGGUUUGGGGAAUGGGUUCCUAGCCGUGGGGACCUCGAGCAUGCCUCUCUCCUUUCAUCUAAGGAAGCCUUGGGUGACAAAAGUAAAAGAUGCCCACAACUUGCCAAAACAGACAUACCCAAUUUAGACUGAAAAAAAAUUAAUAAUGAUAACUGCACACACAGAGACAAAUAAAAAGCCAGAUUUUCCAUCCACCAAUAAUACCUAUAUAAGCCUGUGUGUUUGCACGUGUGCAUGUACACACACACACACACACACACACACAUCCCCCACACACCACAUGCAGUCCAAGUCCUUUCUUGUUUGAGCUUCACCCAAAUACAUAGGGACCUGGUAUGUCCCCUGUGCAUAGUAGGCACUCUUAAUGUGAGUGGAGUUGGUUUGAAUCUGAACAUGGGAUGUAUUCAACCCAGGUAAUUAGCUAGUGUUGGCCACAUUCUGAACUUCUCUGAAGACACAGGUCCCUUUCAACACAGUGCAGGUUGC